AUGGUUAAAUUAUUCAAACCAAAGCUGAUGAGCAAUGGAGAGCAUUAUAGACACAGUUGGUUUCCGUGGUUGACAUGUGGCUUAGUUUUCCUACUAGUACUUAUAAGACAAGUUCACCUUUCUGCAAUAUAUCCCACUAAUACAUCAAAAUAUGAAGCAGCAGACAACCCCCACAAUUAUGAAACAUUUACGGCGGUGCCUGAAGUCACAAAAAGUUCAUCAUCAUCGCCGUCGACGGCGUCAUCGUCCACAAGAGGGGAAGCUUUUACUACCAUAUCCCCUUCACCAUCUACACGUUCAUCAAUAUCAAGUACAUCUUAUGCCAAUACAACAGAGUCAUAUUGGGAAGAGUUACCCACAGUCGAAGUGGAAUUCACCACAGAACUCACAUUUACUGAAACGGUAACAGAAAUCGUAGUUGAGGAGGACGAAAGCUAUGAUAUACGAACUCAAGCACCGUCUUCAGGCGGGUUAAUACAGUAUGCAGCUAGCAGUAAUGUAUCACAUACUCAGGGUGUAGAUAAAGGCAGGACUUUAAGAAAUGGUAGUGGGUUAGAUACGGAGAAUGACUCCAACACUGAAUCACGGAGGCUAUCCAUUCCAAAGGAUAGCCCAGAGACGUUGAUUGCACUCACUGAGGCGGCGUGGAGGCGGUUAGGGUUCACCAGGAAGGCCAUGGAUUCACCUCUAGGCGAGUUCUUCAAAUACUAUAGUGUAUUCCCAUACGCAGAUGAGCAGGGAUUCGAGAGAACAUGGAUGAUUCGCGGCGACCCAGGUCCAAGAGGUCAUGCGGGGAGGAGAGGGCCAAUGGGUAGCAUGGGAUUCUGGGGAAACAGGGGACCUCCGGGUGAAAAGGGGAGACAGGGUGCACCGGGACCUGAAGGGGAUCCAGGAAGGAGGGGAUAUAGGGGCGAAGUGGGUCUACCUGGUCAGAAUGGUAACAUUGGUCCUCAGGGAUUUCCAGGCAUAAAGGGUGAGAGGGGACAUCCAGGAAUACAUGGCUACAGCCCAAAAGAAGGACCCAAAGGUCAUGCAGGUCUCACCGGCCCACCUGGUCUGCCUGGUCCACCAGGGGAAAAGGGUAACAUCGGGCCAAAAGGCGGUCGAGGGGAAAAGGGUGGUCCGGGAUUACGAGGUCAAACAGGCCCUCCAGGACCCCAAGGUGUUGAAGGAAUACAGGGUAUUCCGGGAGUCAAGGGAUCCAUAGGUCCUAGAGGACUGCCGGGAGACAAGGGAUCAGCUGGACCACUUGGGCCACCUGGUGAGAUUGGAAGUGAUGGAUUGAUGGGACCAGCAGGUUUACCUGGACAACGAGGCUUUCAGGGUUAUCCUGGAAGUCGAGGAUCGCCAGGUAAACUCGGACUUGAUGGCCAGCCGGGUAUGAACGGCCUUCCGGGUAUUGUAGGAACACAAGGUGAAGAUGGUGCCCCAGGUCAUAAGGGAGAGAGAGGUCCAAUGGGCCACCAAGGACCUAAGGGACAACCCGGUGACUAUGGACUACAGGGGUCAAAAGGUGAAAAGGGCAGUCGUGGCAGAAGGGGAUCCCAGGGGGACAAAGGAGAUCGUGGACCACCGGGUGACCUUGGAAGGCCAGGAGCUGUUGGAGAAACUGGAGAUGAUGGAGUAGCCGGAGAAGAUGGUGAUGAUGGAACACCAGGACGAAAGGGUGAUCAUGGACCAAGGGGACUUAUCGGAGAAGCCGGUGUGAAGGGUCCCCCUGGUCCACCAGGAUCAAAGGGUCCUCGUGGUUCAAAUGGACCAAGGGGUGAAAUGGGACCAAAAGGGCAAACGGGAGACCAAGGGCGACCUGGUGGCCAAGGUCAUAGAGGAAGUCAGGGUCCAAAAGGCAAAGAUGGUAGACGAGGAAGGAAAGGGAUGGAAGGCGACCAGGGACGGAAAGGAGAGCAAGGGAUUCCUGGAUUACCCGGAGUUAAGGGUGCUGUUGGUCCGCCAGGGAGAGUUGGAACUACUGGUCCGGUCGGCCCUGCCGGAGACAGUGGUAAACCUGGCAGAAAUGGUCCUCCAGGACUGAAAGGACAUCAGGGAUUUGAUGGUGCUCCAGGCCCACCGGGUCAACCAGGACCAAUGGGACCAAUGGGUCACCAAGGACAGAAAGGAAGACCAGGACAAAGUGGGGAUCCAGGUCCAGUGGGUAUCCAAGGGCAUAGAGGUGACAAUGGACCAACUGGACAACCAGGAAGAAAGGGUUCAACGGGUGAACCAGGACUCUUAGGACCUAUGGGUGAACAGGGCACACGUGGACAGAAAGGGACAAGAGGAGAGAAAGGAUCAAUUGGAAGGCGUGGGAAUGAUGGGCCACUUGGUGAGCCAGGACCUGCAGGAUCUGAGGGCCUCGAUGGACCACCAGGCCAACCAGGAAUUCAGGGAAAAAUAGGAUUGAUGGGACUUCCAGGGAUACCAGGUUAUAUCGGUCCACAAGGAACAAAAGGUGAAAAGGGUGAAAGAGGAGCAAGUGGAUCAAAUGGACGAGAUGGUGAUAGAGGAGAUAGGGGAACAAGAGGCCAACAAGGAGGCAUGGGAAAACAAGGAUCUAAAGGAAAUAAGGGAUUACCUGGUAUCCAAGGUGUACAAGGAGAAAGAGGAGACUCCGGUGAUACUGGACCGAUAGGAAGCUAUGGUGUCACUGGAGAGAAAGGUCUCCCAGGAUUCAAGGGAGAAUCAGGAAGACCCGGUAGACCAGGACAUAACGGAUAUCCAGGUGGCAAGGGAGCACCGGGCGAGAGAGGGCGGAAAGGUGAUCCCGGAAAUCGAGGGAACCAUGGACCAACUGGUCGGCCAGGAAUCAAUGGAGAAAGGGGUGACAGCGGUCCUGCAGGGGAACGUGGCCCACCGGGAAUUCAAGGCACACCAGGGGAAACAGGAACUGCGGGUUUCCAAGGGAAACAAGGAAUCAAAGGUGAAGAAGGACAACAAGGGCCUACGGGAGCGAUGGGUGAAGGUGGUUCUGCUGGAACAAGUGGAUACGUUGGUGCUCAGGGCCCAGCAGGUGGCUCCGGAGAGCCAGGUUCUGCUGGAGAUAAUGGAGAAAAUGGUGAAGAUGGCUUAUCUGGCCCUCAGGGACCUAUUGGGCUUCCAGGUAAACUGGGCCAUCUUGGGCUGCUUGGACCUAAAGGACCACUUGGACAGCAAGGACCACAGGGACCAGUGGGUGAACCAGGUACUCGCGGGGAGGAUGGUAUACCAGGACCUAGGGGAAAACAGGGAACCAAAGGACAUCAAGGCUCUAAUGGAUGGCAAGGAGAUGCGGGCAGUCCUGGUCCACAAGGCAUGCCUGGUAUGGACGCACUGAAAGGAGAAAAGGGUACACCCGGUUUAGAAGGUGCGAAAGGAAGCCAAGGAUACACCGGAAGAAAUGGUGAGAGAGGACCCCGCGGCCCACCCGGAGAAACUGGUGAAACAGGGAAUUCGGGUCCACGUGGUUUUACUGGACAAAUAGGAUUAACAGGAACCAGCGGCAAACAGGGUGCAGUAGGUCCAUCAGGACCUAAGGGACCACUAGGAAACAUCGGUGAUCAGGGUAAUAAUGGUGAACCAGGAAUCGCAGGACUCCAGGGCUUCAAAGGUGUACCGGGAUAUCGUGGCGACAUUGGUGACUUUGGUUUCAGGGGAUUGAAAGGACGUGUUGGAGAUGCGGGUACUGCUGGUGAAAGGGGCCCAGCUGGAUUCCCAGGCCUAGAAGGAAUUCUUGGUCAGUUUGGUAUUCAGGGUCCGAGAGGAGAUAUAGGACAAAAGGGCAUACUGGGUGAUACCGGAUAUCCUGGCCCACCGGGUCCUCCUGGUAGCUAUGCGGGUGAAUUUGUAAAUGAUGCCGAUGCUCUAGCCUCUCUAUUACAUUACUUCUUUGUUUUACCAAGACCAAAACACAUAGGGGACGUGGAUGUAUUUUAUAUGAUGAAGUAUUUAUACCGCUAUAUUGAGGGCAUGAAGCACCCAUUAGGUACCCAAGAUCUACCUGUAAGGACCUGUCGAGAUUUAUUGGAUUGCCAACCAGACAUGGAUGAUGGUGAAUAUUGGAUUGAUCCUGAUUUGGGUUGCUGUACGGAUGCUGUGAAAGUUUAUUGUGGACUUGCUGCUGGCGGAUACACAUGUCUGUUAUCACGUGACACAAGUACAUUGGAUUAUGACAUCAGCAAGCCUCAACUCAACUUCCUACAUCUCCUGAGUUCUACAGCAUUCCAGGAAAUUACCAUACAUUGCAGGAACGUACCGGUCUGGAGAAAUCGAAGGGGCACUUACGAGAACGCUUUGACUUUCCGUGGUUGGAAUGGAGCUUAUUUUUCAUACGAUGGCCAAAGACCAGAGAUUCUGGAAGACAAUUGUCAGCGUGAAGAUUCAAAAUGGCGGACCACUCGUUUUGUAUUUCGUGUACAUAACGUCCAUAAGUUACCCAUUGUUGACAUCAUUACUGACCCAGAUGUUCACAGGAUAUCGGAAAAUCAUGGUUUUAAGAUAGAAAUCGGACACACAUGUUUUGACUGAAUAUGAUUAUGUAGAAACGAUUGUUUUCCACUUUUUUCUAGAAAAUUGUAAUAUUUACAUUUUUCGGAGAAAAAAAAGUAAAACAAAAUGUUUGCAUAUUUCUCAAACUACUUAAGAUAUGGGAACUUGUUGGUGUUCACGUGGGUGAGGUUUACCUUUUAUCACGUGAUAUAUAUCUUUCAGUAUUUUAAGAUCAUUAGACAAGCUGGAAAAAAUUGUGGUAUUAUAAGGAAUGGUGAAAUGGAUAUGGCAUGAAAAUUGAUGCUUUUUAACAUUCCAAUUAGAAAGGAUAUAUGGUCAUGCCUUGAACAAAAUCUUUAAUGUUUCUUUAUUUUCUAGUGGCAUGUUUGGAUUCCUAAGCCCUUUUUAUGGUGUGUCAUUAUUUCAGUUGCAGUUUUGUGAUGAUUUUUUAAAAAGAAUUAGGGGACUUUGAAUAUAGUGACAUUCAUUCUAUAGAUUUCCUUACUAGCAUUAAUGUUUUUGUUGCGAUAAAAAAAACAAAAUAUAAAAUUCAAUGGUCAAUUUUCAGAAUUUCCUUAUCUUAUGCUGUGUAGGCCUAUUUCUAGUCUUUGAGGUAAAUUUUCUUAAAUUAUUUCAAGUUUGAAAUCAAUCGUAAGUUACAGUGGCAUGUUUUCUCAUGCCAAGUAUGUGUUUCCUAGGGAUUUUGUAUUCAAUUUAUGAAAUCCUUUUUAUCUGUUGUAAAAUAAAAAUUUCUUGGUGCUAUUUCAUCAUGUCAAAUUGUACAAUAUGAUGUCGAAUUGGUGCUCUUGUUUGAGAAGUGAUGUGUAAUUGUGAUUGUGGUGCUAUAUAUAUUUUCGUAAAUGUCACAUGGUGUUUUAAUAGUUGUUUUAGUCUUGUGCUGAUGAUCAGGCCAUCACUGCGUAAAGUAUUUUUUUCUACGCUUGUUGAAUGCACUGCUGUAUAGGAAAACUGUGCUGUGAAUAUAACUUAGUAGAUUUUUGUUUUUUAUUAUUGAAUUAUAUUCUGCCAGAGACUUUAGAUCUAGAAUUGACCAUGAUCAAAUAGAUUGUAUCACAUUGACGAUGGCUGGCAUUUCUACGCAAUGUACUUUAUAAAGCACAGUUGGUCUAUAGAAAUCUCCCCCCAAAAGCUUGCAUUUUGUACAUUUUGAAAUUAUGAAAGUUGUAUUUAUGUCUCUGUUUCUAUUUUGAGCACAAAAGAUGAAGAUUCGUUCGCAAAGCAAAUUGAAGGCGUAAUUACAAUGUAGUAAAAUCCAAACUCAUUUAUUUUAUCAAAAUAAGAGCUGCUUUUUUAGUAAUCAAUUUUGAACUUUAAAUUUGUAAAUUGGUAGAUAUAUCUUGGCUUUAGCUAUCUGAUGGUUUAUUGUAUUAUUGACACAGGGUACGUGCUGAAACAGUUGUACAUGUAUCUAUUUAGUGUGCUUAUUAGGUACUUAUUGCUAUUUUAGGUGAAUAAUAAAUAUGCGCAUAUCUUAGAGUAUUAAGCCAUAGAAUGAUGCUAGGUAGAUUCACACCGUAGGUAUAGAGUCAUGUAGCUUUUUGGACUUUUUAUAUGAUGUACAGAUUUUAAUAUCUUUUCUGAUUUUUUGUUGUUGUUUUUGUAAAGGCAGUUGUUGUACUAUUCAUUGUAAGUGAAGAGUUUGGGUAUACAUUCUUUUUAACUUUGUACGUAUCAGUUGUAAAUGUUCUAAAUUAUGCAAGAAAAACGUGGUAAAACUUUAUUUUCCUCAAUGUGUAUAUUUCAACGAAGUUGAUGUAAUUGAAAAAACGCCUAUAAGAUCCCUCUUCGCUUUGUUAAUUUAUCUUCAUAUGUGAUAUACAGUUAACAUAUAUAUCAUGCCACACGGACCCGUGUCUUAAAGGUAUGAAACAUAUAUAAAUAAGCCUGAUUUUUUUUAAAGGUUACUUCUAAAAGAAUUCAAAGGCCUGAUCAAAUAAAUAGAUGACCUUUCGAGUUUGAAGAAAUGAAAGGUAUGGGUGGUAAUUUUGUUAACUGUGUGCCGGGUGUAGAAUUAAGUCAUAAUGUAAUUAAAGUGGACCUGAACAAUUCAAAUUGAUUGAAAAGAGUAUAUGACCAUUUUGUUGUGGGGAUAUCUUUAAAGCUAGUUUGGAAAAGAAUUUCUCUACCUCAUUAAAAUGACAGAAAAUUGCUGCAUAUAUACUAUACAUACCAAUUCUGUUUAUAUUUAGAAUUGUGUUAUCCUUUUAGAUCCCUAAUCUUGUGUAAAAUAUUUUAUGAUUACUAAUCUUUUCUUGGAAAUUUUAAAUUUACUUUUUUUCUGAUGACAUUUUCUGUAGAGCUUUAUGUCAUCUGAAAGCUCCUUUUUAGGGAGCAUUUUUUGUGUUAAAUGAUUAUAAAAUUUCAUUGUAGAUAUACGUCCAUGGAAAAUAACAAAACUGUCUCUUCUCCAACAUAAAUUUAUUUUUGCGAAACAUAAUUUGUGGUUCAAUAUGUUGCAGGGGGCAGGCAUGUGCAAAAACAUCUUUUUUUCUAAAACUAACAUUUAUCUGAAAUGACUCCACAUGGGAAUAAUAUAUGAAAGAACGAUUCAUGCAUCUAUUCUAACAUUGAGAUCAUCUGAAGUAGCUGAAAGAGGGGUUUUCUUCUGGUAGAGUAUGUCUUCAUUAGGUCGGUUUGGGAAGGAGGAUAGUGUUUGUAUUACAAUGUGUCAUGUUCCGGUUUUAUUUGUUGAUGAAUAGAACAAAUUAAGUGAUUCUCAGAAA
Lytechinus pictus (painted urchin) is the source of this 7205-nucleotide messenger RNA. Its product is annotated as collagen alpha-1(I) chain-like. Gene Ontology annotation, molecular function: extracellular matrix structural constituent conferring tensile strength. Bases 1 to 4500 code for a protein of 1499 amino acids. The transcript is spliced from 63 exons. Lineage: Eukaryota; Metazoa; Echinodermata; Echinoidea; Temnopleuroida; Toxopneustidae. The record is from RefSeq and is a predicted model, not a curated record. Gene Ontology annotation, biological process: extracellular matrix organization.